Sphaeroforma arctica JP610 is the source of this 1536-nucleotide messenger RNA. RefSeq lists its product as hypothetical. NCBI's taxonomy places the organism in Eukaryota, Ichthyosporea, Ichthyophonida. Gene Ontology annotation, biological process: protein import into nucleus. The coding region runs from base 1 to 975 and encodes 324 amino acids. The record is from RefSeq and is a predicted model, not a curated record. Gene Ontology annotation, cellular component: nuclear membrane; cytoplasm. The transcript is spliced from 9 exons.
AUGCAGCGUGAGUUGUGUGUGCAGUACCUCACAGAGAUCUCAGCGAGCACAGUGCAAUGGCUUACGAUACUCAAUCAGCAGUCACCGGAGGAUCCGAACACGGUGAGGCAAGUGGCACUCCAGUUGCAGAUAUUGCUUAAGAUAUGCACACACGUGGACUUCGAAGAAGAGAGCUCUCCACCAAUAGAAACGCAUCAAUUUAACUCUCAACCAAUCAAAUCGCCGCAUCCGAUUGUGGGUGUUGUCCAACAAGUAGCACCUGUUAUUUGCCUCACGGCCGAGCGUUUCAAUGCGAAUGAAAACAUAAUCAAGGACUGCUGCGACAUCUUCAACGGCGCUUUACGGAAUACAUCGGAAGAGUUUCUGCCGUUUCUACAGCCGUACAGCAACCUAUUACUGUCGUCCUACAGCCUGAAACCGCAGGCCCCAAUUCUGGCGAGUGCCGCGAUUUUGGCGUCAAUGUACAGAUCAGGCGAACAGGCGCAGAUCAUUGCACCUAUGACCGAAGAACUGGUCAGGCAGUCGCUGGUGGCCUUCAAUCAAGACCUACAUGGCAAUACGGAAUUAGUCGCGGCCUUCUUCCAUGCUAUGAAGAGGGUGCUAAAUAAGGCAGACCCAGUGAUGCUGUUCCGAUUGGACGCCAUGUUGGAAUCAGUCAUCCAAUGCGCAGUGGCAUCGCUACAACUGCCGGAGAUACCAGCUAUCAAGGCUACGUGUUCUUUCCUGAGCAUUGCCGCGUACACUCCCCGAUCCACCAUGAAGGAACCCGUGCUAGUCCUCUUUACAUUGAAACGGCACUGUCCACAAGAAUUCCAGGCCACACUGUCCCAAGCAGUGCACGAGAGUCCCAAAACCGCCGGCGUGACACCCGACGAAAAAACCAAAUUCCUGAAACGCAUUGUGAACGCGAGGAAACGAACCGAUCUGGUCCCAAUCGCAAACGAUUUCUCGUUGCUGGCUCGAAAGCUGGGCUGAGCAUAUAUAGCGAAUUGGGGGGGUGGGAAUACUCUUACCAGUGAGGAGGUAUACAGCCAGUGUGUGGACUUUCCCGGUACGGAAAUGUACAGCUACAUGAACCAGAAGUAAGGGUUUACUCUGCUACAUAUACGGCCGCGGUUGGAGCCGUAUCUAUUGGUUAGUGGGUUAGAACACACACGCCGUUUGUUGUAUUAACCAUGGCGCUACCUGACAGAUGUCUUAUCAAGAGCCUACGGACGUAUCGGGAGCCGAGUACUUUCCUAAAAGCGCUUGGCAUGGCAGUCGACUUUCAGCUGGGCAGUCAAUCGGGAGUUCAGAUCGGAAGGUGCUUGUUCUGCACCAGGAUACUGUUCUAGGAAAGGGACCAGAUAAUCGUCAGCGGUAUACGGGCAUGAACAAGUAAUAGACUUUUGGCCAACUGAAUAACAGCCAACCUUCAUAAGAUUAUUACCCGCAUAUGGUAGUGUAGCGCACCGUGGGCAAGACUGGUAGCUCUCACGUGUGCGUAGUAAACCAAACGAAGAGAAAUAUGGCGUGAUUAAAGACCGGAUCGCGAAC